Rhineura floridana is the source of this 926-nucleotide messenger RNA. It is a transcript of the gene TMEM114, whose product is annotated as transmembrane protein 114. The record is from RefSeq and is a predicted model, not a curated record. Lineage: Eukaryota; Metazoa; Chordata; Lepidosauria; Squamata; Rhineuridae. Gene Ontology annotation, cellular component: apical plasma membrane. The transcript is spliced from 4 exons. The coding region runs from base 1 to 678 and encodes 225 amino acids.
AUGAAAGUCACACUGAACACGGUCACCCUCUUGGCAGCCCUGGCUGCCUUCGUAAGCUUCAGCUUCUUGGUAGCAGCCAUCAGCACCGACUUUUGGUACCUCAUUGACGCUUCCAAGCUGGAGAAGCUCAGCAACCGCACAGACAGCCUGAGCUCCCACUCAGGUCUCUGGAGGACGUGCCAAUUUAAGAAGACCUGUUUCCCUUUGGGAAACCCCUUUAAGCAUGAGAGAACAAACAUCACCUCAUUGCAUAAGCACCUCAUGAAGGGCUCUUCAAAAGUGAGCAAAGGCUUGUGUUUCCCUACAGAUAUGCGUGGGACAGUUGUGAUCCUGCUGCCUCUCAGCCUCAUCUUGAUGAUCUUUGGAGGAAUGACUGGCUUCAUCAGUAUCCUUGCACAGGCUUACUUUCUCCUGGUGUUCACCGGCCUGCUUUUUCUCUUUGGAGCUCUCAUCACACUAGCCGGGGUCAGCAUCUACAUCACUUGCUCUGCCGCAGGCUUCAGGGAGACCAUCUUUCUUCUGAGGAGCAAGAGGCUUCAGGAAAACGUCAGCAUCCAUUUUGGCUGGUCGCUGGCCUUCGCCUGGCUCUCUUUGGCUGCUGAGGUCCUCGCUGGGCUGGCGUUCCUCCUGAUGGCCAGGAUGAUAGGCUUGAAGCAAAGGCAGGACUCCACCAUAUGAGGGCCAUUGAAUGCCAGGGCUCACCUGGAUCAGCUCUGGUUUGGCACCACCAGGGCCACCUCUUCUUCCUCCCUUUUGUGUUGCGCUAGUGACAGACACUUGCAAGCGAAUGACUUUCAAGCCACAGAGCGCCAUGCCUUCAGUACAGUUGUGGCAAAUUCAGAAGUGCAGGAUCCCUUCAUAUUAGUUCACAGCCACACACACCCCUCCUAUUUUUGCUACUGGGUUGAGAAGGAGACCAUUGUUAG